Molecule: messenger RNA, 741 nt
Organism: Athalia rosae (coleseed sawfly)
Lineage: Eukaryota; Metazoa; Arthropoda; Insecta; Hymenoptera; Athaliidae
Gene: COX5A
Product: cytochrome c oxidase subunit 5A, mitochondrial
Exons: 2
Coding region: 148-609 (153 amino acids)
Biological process (GO): mitochondrial electron transport, cytochrome c to oxygen
Cellular component (GO): mitochondrial inner membrane
Source: RefSeq, a predicted model, not a curated record
AAAUCGUUUUCCACACCCCCUAGAUUUACGCAACAGACUUCAUAGUGCCUGUGGUAGUGCUGGCCCUCCAUUUCGUGGUCUAGGGCUCGCAAGAUUUGAGAAGUGCGUGUUCGCUUGAUUGAAAAAAGGUUUUGUUUCCAGUGAAAUAUGUUGCGUCUUGUAGCCGGGCGCGUUGGUUCAGUGUUGAGGAGUUCAGCAGCUCCUCGAGCAGCGGUUGUUGGACUUCCAAACACACGGGCCUCUCAUGAUGGGCCAACUGAAUCAGACGAAGUUUUCGAUGCCAGAUACGAGGCCUUUUUCAAUCGGCCCGACAUCGAUCACUGGGAAAUUCGCAAGGCGAUGAAUGAUCUUGCUGGUAUGGAUCUUGUACCUGAGCCAAAGAUCAUCAUCGCUGCAUUGAAAGCGUGUCGUCGACUGAACGACUACUCCUUAGCAGUAAGAUACAUUGAAUCAGUCAAGGAAAAAUGUGGUCCCCAUGUGAAGGUGAUUUAUCCGUAUAUAAUUGAACAAAUAAAGCCAACUCUAGAAGAGUUGGGCAUCGAUACACCUGAAGAAUUGGGAUACGACAAGCCAGAAUUGGCACUGGAAUCUGUAUAUGACAUCCACUAACUACGAAUAAGUCAUUGCUAGUCCUAAUGCAUAGAAAUUUCCAACUGAUGCUUCAGAAGUUGAAAUAAAAAAAUUUUCAUAAUGAAAAAAUGUACAGUAUGAAACAUAUGCAAUAAAUCACCAUUCAAACUA